Paramecium pentaurelia is the source of this 498-nucleotide messenger RNA. The record is from the annotation of a GenBank genome assembly. Lineage: Eukaryota; Ciliophora; Oligohymenophorea; Peniculida; Parameciidae.
AUGGGCUUCAACUUUUUGGAUAAAAUGCCAAAAAUAUGGUAUGGAUCAAAGGGUAUAUAGCUCCAUUAGGAGAAAUAGCAAGUGGAUCAAAUCUUUAAUGCAAGGACUAUAAAAAACUUUAUAAUUAUAUUAAACUAUGAUGAAAAUAUAUAUAAAAAGUUUUAUUAAAUUUCUAUAUAAUUUACAAAAAUAAAGAAACUAAAAAAAAAGAAUGAUGCCUUUGGCAAAAUUAAAAUUUUAAUAACUUAGGAGCAAAUCACAAUAAUUAAAUUAUGAUAGAAAAAAGAAAAUACAACAAUUUGGAAAUCAUAGCAGCCACCAAGAUCUACAAUUCACAAUAAUUAACAAAAGACCAACAGCAGGUUUGAAAAGUAAACCAUGGUAUGGUUAUUUCAAUUAAAAGUAGAAAAAAGUAGCAUAAUUAAAUAUAAUUAGAGAAGGUACAAAUAUAUAAUCAAAUAUUUAAUAAAAAUAAUUGGAUAAGAAAGAAUCUUCUGA